This is a messenger RNA of Trichophyton benhamiae CBS 112371, 885 nucleotides long. Its product is annotated as metalloprotease MEP1. The transcript is spliced from 5 exons. Gene Ontology annotation, molecular function: metallopeptidase activity. NCBI's taxonomy places the organism in Eukaryota, Fungi, Ascomycota, Eurotiomycetes, Onygenales, Arthrodermataceae. The record is from RefSeq and is a predicted model, not a curated record. The coding region runs from base 1 to 885 and encodes 294 amino acids.
AUGCGUUUCUCUGUUGUUUUUGCAGCCAUUGCUGCUCUCAGCUCUGUGGUCACUGCUGAACGUGGCUGCGGUGCUAUCCCCCACAAAGGCUUUGCCACUGAGCUAAUGGAAGCCAUGGACAACGCUCGUGCUUCUAGCUUCAGCAACACCACUGCCGCCAACGUUACGAUCAAUACCUACUUUCAUGUCAUUACUGAUGGUAACAAGGGCCAGAUUAAUAAUGAUACCCUGCAGAAACAGAUCGAGGUGUUGAACAAGGACUACAGCGGAACUGGAUUCAGCUUCAAGCUCGUAGGAUCUGAGAGAACCAACAACGCUGGAUGGGCGUCCGGCAAUGAUGAUUUUGGCAUGAAGAGCUCCCUGCGAAAGGGUGGCUACGAUUCUCUCAAUGUCUAUUUCGUUCCCAUGCUCAGGGAAGGCCUCCUUGGUUUCUGUCAUUUCCCCACGAAAAACCCAGGCAAAAGACAACUCAUCAUGGAUGGAUGUGUGAUCAACUCCAAUACUGUCCCGGGAGGUAGUGCGCAGAAUUACGAUGAGGGCAGGACCACCACCCACGAGGUUGGACACUUCAUGGGUCUGUACCACGUCUUCAAUGACAAUGGAGGAGGCUGCCAGCAGGACGGUGACAUGGUUGACGAUACUCCUGUCCAAAGUAAACCCUCCAGCGGUUGUCCCAAAGGCAAGGACUCCUGUCCACAGCAGGGCGUCGACUCCAUCCACAAUUAUAUGGAUUAUAGUUACGAUUCAUGCUUGAAUGAGUUCUCUCCUGGUCAGAUCCAGCGAAUGCAGAUGCUGUGGAAGCAAUUCCGUGCCGGAAAUAGCAACAGGUCUCCAAAGGCAAUGAAGCCAAUUAUUCCAUCCUACGUCUCCGACCCGGUUAUGUGA